Messenger RNA from Acanthopagrus latus (yellowfin seabream), 2595 nucleotides. RefSeq names its product regulator of chromosome condensation 2 (gene rcc2). The transcript is spliced from 13 exons. Lineage: Eukaryota; Metazoa; Chordata; Actinopteri; Spariformes; Sparidae. The record is from RefSeq and is a predicted model, not a curated record. Bases 154 to 1638 code for a protein of 494 amino acids.
UGUACGCAUUAGUGAGUGCCUGGUUUCCUGUAUGAAUACUUAAUGCAAACCACGUGGUGUAAAAGCAGACUGCAGCUUCUUUUGUUCAAAUCAAUCAAACCAGAGACGGGCAGAGAGCUGCUGAAUCAGGAAAUCACCGCUUCUGAUUGAAAAAUGCCACGGAAGAAGGUGACAGAUGUCUCAGGUAACGGUGGGAUAAAGAAGAAGAGGGUCAGCGGCAAAAGGAAAGAGAGAGACUUCAGCAGCGACGAUGAAUUUGACUUUGAGCAGGAGAACAACAAGAAAUCUGGCAAGCCUUCUGCCAAGUCUGGUCUCCAGCCUGUCACUGUGGCAGACGACGUCAAAGAGAAAAUAAAACUUGAGUGCCCAAAGGUCAAAGGUCAACUACUCAUCUUUGGAGCUACCAACUGGGAUUUGAUUGGAAGAAAGGAGGUGCCUAAACAACAAGCUGCUUUCCGCAACCUGGGUCAGAAUCUGUGGGGUCCUCACCGCUAUGGCUGUCUGAAUGAUGUCCAGGUUAGCUGUGUGGUGUCUGGCUCCUGUGCUGCACACAGUCUUCUCAUGACCACUGAGGGCAAGCUGUGGAGCUGGGGUCGUAAUGACAAAGGGCAGCUGGGUCAUGGUGACACCAAACGUCUGGAGGCUCCCAAGCUGAUCGAGGCCCUAGCAGAUCAUGUGAUUGUUGCUGCAGCCUGUGGACGCAAUCACACCCUGGCUCUCACAGAGGAUGGCGUUGCAUACUCUUUCGGUGAGAACAAGUUGGGCCAGCUUGGCCAAGGCAGCCAGACUGAUGCAGUCCUCAGCCCAGCACCGAUUUCAUACAAUGGCCAGCCCCUGGUGAAGGUGGCUUGUGGUGCAGAAUUUAGCAUGGUGGUGGACUGCAAAGGAAACCUGUACUCCUUCGGCUGCCCAGAAUACGGACAACUGGGUCACAACAGUGAUGGAAAAUUCAUAGCUCGUGCCCAGCGCAUUGAGUUUGACUGUGAGCUCAUCGCUCGUCGUGUCGCCAUUUUCAUUGAGAAGUCCAAGGAUGGCCAGGUCAUGCCUGUGCCCAACGUGGUGGUCCGAGAUGUGUCCUGUGGGGCUAAUCACACGCUGGUCCUGGACUCUCAGAAGCGAGUAUUCAGCUGGGGUUUUGGUGGUUACGGCCGUCUGGGUCACACGGAGCAGAAGGACGAGAUGGUUCCUCGACUGGUCAAAUUGUUUGACUUUCCUGGACGUGGUGCCAGUCAGAUCUGUACAGGCUACCAGUGUUCCUUCGCUGUUAGUGAGAUGGGGGGGCUGUUUUUCUGGGGGGUGACAAACACUUCCAGGGAGUCAACCAUGUACCCCAAAGCUGUGCAGGAUCUGUGUGGAUGGAAGAUUCGCAGUCUGGCGUGUGGAAAGAGCAGUAUUGUUAUCGCUGCAGAUGAGAGUACGAUCAGCUGGGGACCGUCACCCACGUUUGGAGAGUUGGGAUAUGGAGACAACAAACCUAAAUCAUCCACCACUGCCCAGGAGGUUAAGACCUUGGAUGGAGUCUAUAUUGAGCAGGUGGUGAUGGGCUAUUCUCACUCUCUGGUUAUUGCCAGACAGGACACUGAGCAGGAACAGGAGAAACUGAAAAAGCUGCCCGAAUACAACCCCCGAACAAUCUGAUUGGGCCUCCAACAGCAACACCUCAACCCUUUCACAGGAGCAGAGACCAGCAGUGCUCAAGAGGAACAGCUGCUGGACUCGUGUACCAGUAGGAUGGGUAGGGUUAGUUUGAAGGGUCUCCACACAUCUCAGCUGCCAGAAAACUGGCUCUACACCAAUUUGGACACUGAAAUUUAAAGAAAAUGGGACUGGACACGAACAGAUCUUCUGGAUGCUCCAGCAUUCACAACAAAUGGACAAAAUAUUUCCACUUACCACCUCGAGUAAACCUGCAACAGUUUACUCAGAGCACUUCAGCCCUAGCAGAGUAGUGCUUCCCAAAAACCCUUUUCUAUUUUGUAAUACAGCCAAACAUUCAUUUUUUCAUGUAUCUUGUCUUUGUCUUUGUUGCAGUAUUUGAGAUGAUAAAGUUGUCACAGUUCAAGGGUGCUACAGCAGGACCCUCAGUCUUUUCCCACUGAGGGCUUUUCAAAGACCAAUAUUCCAUAUCUGUGCCUUUUUCUACAUGUAUGUUCAGGAUAUGGAAGUCUUGUUUGUGUUGUUCAGAGGGUCAGUUCAUCAGUCUUGGAACAUGACACUCUGAGUUAGUGCACUCCACUCAAUGUUGCAUUCCAUUUGUAGUCGUCUUUAGUGUUUGGAUCAAGGAUGCACACCUCAGUCCUUCCAAGACCACAGUGUCUGUUAGCUCUCGUCUUUGCUCAUUUGAGUAAUACUAACUACUACAACACUCUUAAGUGGUUUUACAAGCAGGUCAGAACUCAUACAACCAACAAUGCAAUGUGUAGAAAUGGUUCAGUGUAAUAAGGUGUGCUGAAACGAAGGCUUGUCCUUUUUUAAAACAAAAAAAACAGCAGAGGUGUUUUCCUACUUGUACUGCAUUCUUUUUUUAUGGUGAAAUUUCUGUGGGUUACAUUGUUUUUUCAUUGAAAUGGUUAAAUAAAGAUUCACAUGAAUUGA